AGUUCCGCGUUGCGGAGCAUUUAAAUCCUGCAGCAUUUCCUGCAACUUCUACUCGCUCUUGCUGCAGGAGAGCUUCUGUCACCAUGACCGACCAGGGAGCCUUCGACACCAACGUGGUGACCAUGACACGGUUCGUUAUGGAGGAGGGCAGGAAGGCCAAAGGCACCGGGGAGCUGACAACACUGCUCAACUCGCUGUGCACGGCAGUGAAGGCCAUCUCCAGCGCCGUGCGUAAAGCUGGGAUCGCACACCUUUAUGGUAUUGCUGGCAGCACCAAUGUCACGGGUGACCAGGUGAAGAAGCUGGACAUUCUGUCCAAUGAUCUAGUCAUCAACAUGAUCAAGUCUUCCUUCACCUCCUGUGUGCUGGUGUCUGAGGAGAACGAGAAGGCCAUUAUUGUAGAGCUAGAAACCAGGGGCAAAUAUGUUGUUUGCUUUGAUCCAUUGGACGGCUCUUCCAACAUCGACUGUCUCGUCUCCAUUGGGACCAUCUUUGCCAUCUACAAAAAGACCACAGAUGAUGAGCCCUGUGAGAAAGACGCCCUGCACCCGGGCAGGACCCUGGUGGCAGCGGGCUACGCCCUCUACGGCAGCGCCACCAUGAUGGUGAUCUCCACCGGAAAGGGAGUCAACGGCUUCAUGCUCGACCCGGCAAUUGGCGAAUUCAUCCUGGUUGAUCGAGAUGUGAAGAUCAAGGAGCGCGGCAAGAUUUACAGCUUGAACGAAGGAUACGCAAAGUACUUUGACCCUGCUGUCACAGAGUACCUGCAGAAGAAGAAGUUCCCUGAGGAUGGCAGUGAGCCCUACGGAGCCCGUUACAUUGGCUCCAUGGUGGCAGACGUGCAUCGAACACUGAUGUAUGGAGGCAUCUUUUUAUACCCAGGAAAUGUGAAGAGCCCCAAAGGAAAGCUGCGGCUGCUGUACGAAGGCAACCCCAUGGCCUUCAUCAUAGAGCAGGCGGGUGGCUUGGCCUCCACCGGCCUCGAGCCCCUUCUGGACAUCCAGCCCGACAGCAUCCACCAGAGGGCUCCAGUGGCUAUGGGCUCCAAAGAGGAUGUGAUGGAAUACAUCGCAAUCUGCAAGAAACAUGCAAAGAAGAAGUGAGACGCACUGACUUACUCUCACAACCAUCACGGUCGGGCAAAAGACCUUGUGUCACCAAACUGGAAGUCUGCCUGUUUACGAGCCUGAUUGAAAUGUAUUAUUUGAUAAUGGUUUCUUACAUUCAAGAAGAUUGGAGUUACAAGGAUUUGAAUGUUAUUUGAGCAAUGUACACUGUACAAUAAGCUAAGUUACGCACAUAUUCCACACAAAGCUACCAAAGGUCAAAAGUGCCAAAAAAUAGACAAAUGCACUUCUUAAAAAAACAGAAGAGUGUUCCUCCUGUUUACUUCCCGUUGUGCCUUUUUUAAAUUAAAAUGAAGAUACAUUCUAGUAAGGUGAAGGACCAAUACAACCUCUAUGCAUACACCAUUAUGCCUUUUAAAUAUGUGAACGUUGUCGAAUGUUGGAGUCUCUCAAUAAAUCCAGAUGAGUUUAAGAAGACAAAAUCAGUCAUCUUGGAAGAAUAUGGAACAAGAAUUAAUAGCAUGAAAAAGAUUAAGGGACUUUCUCCUUUUAGGUAUAUCUACCAAGAAAUGUGGUUUAAUGUACGGUCCAAUUUGAACUUAUAUGAUUAAAGUGUUCAGAGCAGCAGGAAAAUUGCUGAAUUUUAAAAGUGUGUGAUGUAAGUCAUCUCUAUUAUGGAACAAUCAUAACCUAUUGACUGGGGUCAAACCAUUUAACAACAAAGCGUGGGAGGAUAAAGGUAUUAAAACUCUUCAGGACAUUAA
Molecule: messenger RNA, 1831 nt
Organism: Eleginops maclovinus (Patagonian blennie)
Lineage: Eukaryota; Metazoa; Chordata; Actinopteri; Perciformes; Eleginopidae
Gene: fbp1a
Product: fructose-1,6-bisphosphatase 1a
Exons: 7
Coding region: 84-1103 (339 amino acids)
Biological process (GO): sucrose biosynthetic process; fructose 6-phosphate metabolic process; gluconeogenesis
Cellular component (GO): cytosol; cytoplasm
Molecular function (GO): fructose 1,6-bisphosphate 1-phosphatase activity
Source: RefSeq, a predicted model, not a curated record